Molecule: messenger RNA, 2479 nt
Organism: Cricetulus griseus (Chinese hamster)
Lineage: Eukaryota; Metazoa; Chordata; Mammalia; Rodentia; Cricetidae
Source: RefSeq, a predicted model, not a curated record
GCAGAGCUGAGCUGGAGCGCCACCCAGAGCGCCGAGCGCCGAGCGCCAUGUACGACCCAGAGCGCCGCUGGAGCCUGUCGUUCGCUGGCUGCGGCUUCCUAGGCUUCUACCAUAUAGGGGCCACGCUGUGUCUGAGCGAGCGCGCCCCGCACCUCCUCCGCGAUGCGCACACGUUCUUCGGCUGCUCGGCCGGUGCACUGCACGCGGUCACCUUCGCAUGCAGUCUCCCUCUCGAUCAGAUCAUGGAGAUCCUCAUGGACCUUGUGCGGAAAGCCAGGAGCCGCAACAUCGGCUCCCUCCAUCCAUUCUUCAACAUUAACAAGUGCAUCCGAGAUGGGCUCCAGGAGACCCUCCCAGACAAUGUCCACCAGGUCAUUUCUGGCAGGGUUUACAUCUCGCUCACUAGGGUGUCCGAUGGGGAGAAUGUGCUGGUGUCUGAUUUCCAUUCCAAAGAUGAAGUGGUGGACGCCCUGGUGUGCUCCUGUUUCAUUCCUUUCUUCUCUGGCCUAAUCCCUCCUACUUUCAGAGGUGAGCGCUAUGUGGAUGGAGGAGCAAGUGACAAUGUCCCUCUGCUGGAUGCCAAGGCCACCAUCACAGUGUCCCCUUUCUAUGGCGAGCAUGACAUCUGCCCCAAAGUCAAGUCCACCAACUUCUUCCAGGUGAACGUCACCAACCUCAGUCUCCGCCUUUGUACCAGGAACCUCUACCUUCUGAGCAGAGCACUCUUCCCACCUGAUGUGAAGGUGAUGGGAGAGCUGUGCUUUCAAGGGUACCUGGACGCCUUCCGGUUCCUGGCAGAGAACGGCAUCUGUAAUGGGCCACAGCCCAGCUUGAGUCUGUCCUCAGAGGAUAUGGAGUCAGAAGCCACGCCUCUCUGCCUGGAAAACAGCAGUCUUGUAGGGGACAAGCUACCAGCUAGCCUGUGCCUUACAGCUGUGCCCUGGGAUGAGAGCAUCCGGGAGACCCUGUCCCCCAAGCUCAGCACAGUUCUGAGUGAAGCCAUUAAGGACAGGGAUGGCUACCUGAGCAAAGUCUGCAACCUCCUGCCCAUCAGGAUCAUGUCAUACAUCAUGCUGCCCUGCACUCUGCCCGUGGAGCUGGCCAUCUCGGUGGUCCACAGGUUGGUGAUAUGGCUCCCUGACAUCCCUGAUGACAUCCAAUGGCUACAGUGGGCAACAUCCCAAGUUUGCGCCCGAAUGACAACAUGUCUGCUCCCCUCUACCAGAUCCCGAACACCGAAGAGUGACCACCAAGCACCCAAGAGUGGACAUCACUUAUCGCUGCACAAACCCCAGUGUGGCUCUGCUAGCUUGUAAAUUGCUAGUCUCCCUACUUCCUAUGAACUUGGACAUUCUCUAUAUGGAUAGUCCAGGAGGGGCCAAAGCUGAGGCCACCCUGCCUUUCACCCCAAGCCUGGCUUGACUUUAGCUGCAGCAAGUGUCUGAAUGGUGGGUGGAUGGGGAUGCUAUAGUCUAUUUUGCAGUGGGAAGGGUUCUGUUACUUUUGGAGACAUCUAGGAAAUUACUGUCUAGGAGCUGAGCCUCCUGUCUGUGCAGCUGCCCCUGGGUACUGUGGUGACCUCACGCCUGUGGUUCCAGGAUCACAGGAUCUGGGCUAAAUUGGUGGUUUAUAGAAACCAAAGACAAGGAUUUCGUCUUUAGAAACUCUGUUUGGUCUGGAUGAAGUCUACUGCUUGAGAGCUAACCCAGAGAAGAGGCUCCACUGUCCCUCAGCCUGUGAAUAGUUGGGGAUGGCAAGGGCAGCAGUGUUUGGAAACAGGAAUCCAAACUGGGUGAUCUCAUAAGGAAAAUUGUUGGGGAAGUGUGAUGGGAUGGUGUGUGGCUGUCUCUGAGAAGAGCCUGCCAGUUGAGUAAGAUAACUUACUACAUUCAAGGACACUGUUGGCUCUUACUAAAAUACUUUACAGUUUAUAAACAAUGUUAUAUAAACACACCAGGGAAUGGGUAGUGAACUACAUGUAUGAUCAGCGAACCGUGAAUAGAAUUAACCUUAAAAUAAAAUCUUUUGUAUGUGGGGGAAAAAACAACAGGUAGGAAGCACAAUGGAUCUGUCUCUUCUUUCUCUCUUUUCCCGUCUACUCCACCAUCACCACCCCUCUCUGUUCUCAUCUACUCCACUGGCCUUAAUGGGAAUAAACAUCUACUUUUCUUACGUGUAUGUCUACAGCUGCAGGUGUGAUGUGUGUUUCCUGAAAUUCACACAUUAGAUUAGAACACAAAGAAAAGCCUGAAACAUGGACCUGUUCAUACGUCUGAGCAUUGACAGUGAGGUACAUGUCUCACGUGUCUGAGUCUCCUAGAGUCCUAUUGAACUCCAAGUUCACACAGCACUUCAGGAGGAAUCAUCACACCCUGGUGCUCACAAUCUCAGCAGGGUUGAUCCUGAUUGGAGAUCAUUCUGGGGGAGAGAAAACAGCUCCAGAGAUAAAACUAGGCUACACAGAAGGAAAACUGUCUUG